This is a messenger RNA of Argentina anserina (silverweed cinquefoil), 1149 nucleotides long. Its product is annotated as rust resistance kinase Lr10-like. Gene Ontology annotation, biological process: protein phosphorylation. The record is from RefSeq and is a predicted model, not a curated record. NCBI's taxonomy places the organism in Eukaryota, Viridiplantae, Streptophyta, Magnoliopsida, Rosales, Rosaceae. The transcript has a single exon. The coding region runs from base 37 to 1149 and encodes 370 amino acids. Gene Ontology annotation, molecular function: protein kinase activity; ATP binding.
ACCUUAAGAAGGUUUGCAUACUCGGACAUUAAGACUAUGACACUUGAUUUUAGACAGAAAGUCGGUCAGGGUGGCUACUGGAACAAGAAGGAUGAGGCAGUUCAGGAAUUCUUGGAUGCAUACAAGAAUCUUGUGCCACGCAGGUAUUCUUAUUGGGAUAUUAAGAAGAUGACGAAUGAUUUCAAAGAUAAACUUGGACAAGGAGGCUUUGGUUCUGUCUACAAAGGAGAGCUGUCAAAUGGUCAUUCAGUUGCAGUAAAGAUGUUGAGUGGUUCCAAAGGCAAUGGACAAGAUUUCAUCAAUGAAAUUGGUACAAUCGGAAGGAUCCAUCAUGUCAAUGUGGUGCAACUAAUUGGAUUCUGUUCUGUGGGAUCAAAACGAGCUCUUGUUUAUGACUUCAUGCCUAAUGGAUCCCUGGAAAAACAUAUCUUUCAAGAUCAAGAAAGCAAUCCUGCUCUAAGUUGGGAGAGAAUGCUUCAGAUAGCUCUGGGGGUGGCUCGCGCUAUCGAGUAUCUACACCAAGGUUGUGAUAUCCAAAUUCUUCAUUUCGAUAUCAAGCCCCACAACAUUCUUCUUGAUGAAACCUUUAAUGCCAAAAUUUCAGACUUCGGGCUUGCAAGAUUCUACCCAAGAGACCGUAACACAGUUUCUGUUACUGCUGUAAGAGGUACAAUGGGGUAUAUAGCUCCUGAAAUGUUCUACAGAAGUAUAGGAGGUGUUUCAAACAAAGCUGAUGUUUAUAGCUUUGGAAUGUUGUUAAUGGAAAUGUCAGGGAGGAGGAAGAACCUAAAUGCAUACGUACAAAAUUCAAGCCAAAUAUACUUCCCUUCAUGGAUUUAUGAGCAACUAGAAAAGGGAUUGAGCCUUGAGAUUGAGGAGGCAUGUGACAAUGAUAAGAAAAUAGCCAAGAAGAUGAUCAUGGUUGCUUUGUGGUGCAUACAACUGAUGCCUGCGGACCGCCCUUCUAUGACAAAGGUUUUAGAGAUGCUUGAAGGUGAAGAUCAAGUCCUGCAAAUGGCUCCUAAACCUUUCUUUUGUCCCCAACAGAUGCCAACGGAGGAUGUACCUGACGACAGUGGUGAGACAGUCGACAUUGAAGAGAUAUCUAUCCUACCAGACGGUUCUACAGAAUCGACUUCCAUAGUGUGA